Molecule: messenger RNA, 1904 nt
Organism: Rubroshorea leprosula
Lineage: Eukaryota; Viridiplantae; Streptophyta; Magnoliopsida; Malvales; Dipterocarpaceae
Source: the annotation of a GenBank genome assembly
AUUGUGUGUGUGUGUUUGGGGUUGAGAAAAUGUUUCCGAGUGGCUUUCUUUCUUCUGUGCGAUGUCCAUUUUUCCCAAGGAAGAAGAAGGGCAACCGGGAUAGUCUGGAAACUGAAGCCAAAGAACUGCACUUUUGGUACUCCGUUCCCUUCAACGGAGAUCCCUCGCUGCAGAAUCUCCCAACAUUCAGCUUACGAUCCGACGGCACCAGGUCAACUAUGCUGCUUAUUUUGUGCUCCACUCAUGGUUUAAUUUACUCGCUUACUCAGUGACUCGUUUUCGAUCCAAGCUGUUUCUCUCUUUAAAUUUUGCAGAGCAGAGGAGUACAGGGUGAAGAAGAAAACAGAAAUGUCUGGCAGAGUGUCGAGCUUUUCGGAUCUGAUACAGCGGGUUACAGCUUCUUGCUUGCUGCACCCACUCGCAGCCGAAACCCCAGACAUUCGCCCGACCCUCAACGGUGUUAUAGGAGAAGAGGAAGAAGAGUCGUCAUUCGAGUACGAAUCCAGCGAGGAAGACGAUGAUGGGUUGAAUGGGUAUGCGGAGAAAAUUGAUAAAGAAGAGAAAUCAAUAACCGGGAAUUGGAAGGGAGGGAAAGUGGGGAAUAUAGCGACGGCUGAGAUGGUGAUCUUGAUGAAUGAGGUGUUCGAUGCGGUGUCGGCGAUGAAGAAGGCGUAUGUGAGUAUGCAAGAGGCGCAUUGCCCGUGGGACCCGGAGAGGAUGAGGGCGGCUGACGUGGCCGUGGUGGGGGAGCUGAGGAAGUUGGGGAUUUUGAGGGACAGGUUUUGGAGGAGUGGUGGCGGCGGUGGUGGGAGGAAGAGGAGGGGGCAAGUUGCUACGCUGAGGGAGGUGGUGGCACCGUAUGAGGCAGCUGUAGAGGAGGCGAAGAGGGAGGUAAAAGCGAAGGACGCGGAGAUCCAGAGCUUGAAGGAGAAGCUCAAAAGCGCCACCACCCUUUCUAAUGGCGGAGGAGGGAAGAAGGGACGGUCUGUCUCGAGGAGGAAAGUCUGCUGCAGUCAAGCUCUUGCAGCGGCGCCGGCGCCGGAGCUAUUUGAGGCAACGAUGAGUCAGGUGAGAGAGGCAUUGAAGUCAUUCGCGUCCCAUCUCCUCUCCCUAAUGCGGGCUGCUCACUGGGACAUUGCAGCCGCCGUCCGUUCCAUAGAAUCCGCCACUGCCAACACUGAAUCGGGCUUCAUCACCACGACGAUCACUCCUUCCGUCAUCGCAAACCACCACGCCAAGUAUGCUCUUGAAUCCUACGUUUCGCGUAAGAUUUUCCAGGGCUUCGAUCACGAGACAUUCUUCAUGGACGGAAGCCUCUCGUCGCUCCUCAACCCGGAUCAGUAUCGCCGUGACUGCUUCACCCAGUACCGCGACAUGAAGGCAAUGGACCCGGUCGAGCUUCUCGGAAUCUUGCCCACAUGUCACUUUGGCAAAUUCUGCUCCAAGAAGUACCUCGCCACAGUUCAUCCCAAGAUGGAAGAAUCCCUGUUCGGAAACUUGGAGCAGCGCGACCAGGUGGUGGCGGGAAACCAUCCCCGUAGUCAGUUUUACGGUGAGUUCUUGGGGCUGGCCAAGGCCAUCUGGUUGCUUCACCUGUUGGCAUUCGCACUUGAUCCGGUACCAAACCAGUUUGAGGCUAGCAGGGGAGCCGAGUUUCAUCCACAAUACAUGGAAAGUGUAGUAAAAUUUUCUGGCGGACGGAUCCCGGCAGGUCAGGUUGUCGGUUUUGCAGUAACUCCUGGGUUUAAUCUCGGGAAUGGGUCGAUUAUCAAGGCCGGAGUUUACGCAGUCCCUCGAACUUAAAAGUUAAAUGUCUUUGGUUUGGGUAGAUGUUGUGCACCUUCGUAAAGUAAUGGUCACAAAAACUUGAAUCCAUUAUAAUUUCUGCUGUUUUUAGAUUUGCA